Molecule: messenger RNA, 1593 nt
Organism: Rhopalosiphum padi (bird cherry-oat aphid)
Lineage: Eukaryota; Metazoa; Arthropoda; Insecta; Hemiptera; Aphididae
Product: neurogenic differentiation factor 1-like
Exons: 5
Coding region: 624-1295 (223 amino acids)
Molecular function (GO): protein dimerization activity
Source: RefSeq, a predicted model, not a curated record
CACAUUAUUCCACCGCGAGCACAGCCAUCGGCACACGGUAGCGUAGUAUAUUAUAGACGCCUGCAGUUUAUUUAAUUCCUCCUCCUCCACCUCCACCACCGACGACAACGACGGCGACGGUGAUGAUAAUAAUAAUAAUAUUAUGCCGAAAACUAAAAAGUCUGCCCAUAGCCAUUUGCGAGCGCGUUUAAACAGUGCGCGCGAGUGUGGUUUUGUCGCUACAUCCGUUCGGUUUCGUUUAUCUGUAUAAUAAUAUAAUAUUAUUGUUGUUAAUUUUUUUACAUUUUUAUGUGUAUUCGGAAAAUCGUAUGUCGCGUGUUGGUAUAACAAUAUAACGACGGUGCGCUAUACAUAAUAUAUAAUAUUAUAUACGGACGCGCAUGUUGUACGCCGAUAUACGUGUGGUCGCGCCCGGAGAACGAAUGUUAUAAUAAUAUCACAUCAUUGUUGUUGAUCACACACAUGGACACGAAAGUCGCACAGGAGUCCGCUUUCGAUAAAUCGCGAUCGUUUGAAAUAGCUCCGAUUAACGAUAAUAGCAAUACAUAGAAAUAUCACACAGUGACCCGAACCGGAAGACCGACUGAGGCAGUACAUCGACGAUCACGAGAUAUUUAAUUUCUAUGCCGGGUAGUGAUCUUCAAUCAGAAGAAGAUAUGUUAGACGGACUCCAACUUCGUGGACGAUCUUUCGAAGUUUCAACUGACCAUUCCAGAUCACCCAGCACAGAAGAUGGUUCGUUUUACCACCCAGACAACAAUAAUGCAUCCGAAGACGACGACGAAAAUGUUAAAAGCGAUUCGGAGAGUUCCGACGAGAAAUCGCGAAGGUCUGUGGCGGGCAAGCGAAAACGACGGACGAGUAUAGACGAAGAUGACGGCGACGAACCGAUUGCACCAAAAACGAGAAAAUGUCGCAGGAGCAUCCGGCAAAGGCAAUCGGUGGAGGUGUUGUCGGCCAAAGACCGAAACAUGCGAAGGCUGGAGAGCAACGAGCGGGAACGAUUACGCAUGCACUCAUUAAACGAUGCUUUCGAGAAACUGCGCGAAGUUGUGCCUCAUGUAAAAAUGGGACGUAAACUAUCAAAGUUGGAAACAUUGACAUUGGCGAAAAACUACAUAAUGGCAUUGACUAACGUCAUAUGUGAGAUGAGAGGCGAGCAAAAACCAUUUACUUUUGACGAUCCCGAUCAAGCCGAAAAUGACUACGCAUCAAGUAACGAUGGUGGAUUUGAAUCGGGCAAUAGUACAAAAACUCCCUCGAACUUGGAACAAGAGUUACUAUCAUCGGACUAAUAAAAAGAAAAUCCCAUUUCCUAUAUUAUACAUAAACCAAAUCUGUUCGUUAGUUUAUAAAUGAAACUUUUUUUUUUACCUGAUAGGUAUUUUUAUGAUAAGAUUUAUUUUUGUCUUGAUAUUUACCAGUAGUUAUUGUUAUUGUAAUCAUUAUGAUUAUUAUUUGUAUUUUUAUUUAAGUACUAUAUUAUUAUUAUUAUAAAGUUUAUUUUAUUAUUAUUAUUAAUAUUAUUUUUAAUACUUAUAAAAAAGUAUAAAUACUUUUACCAAUCCUAAUAAAUUUUACAUGUGAAUAAUU